Molecule: messenger RNA, 2125 nt
Organism: Danio aesculapii
Lineage: Eukaryota; Metazoa; Chordata; Actinopteri; Cypriniformes; Danionidae
Gene: ptgs2a
Product: prostaglandin-endoperoxide synthase 2a
Exons: 9
Coding region: 59-1864 (601 amino acids)
Biological process (GO): cyclooxygenase pathway; response to oxidative stress
Cellular component (GO): cytoplasm; neuron projection
Molecular function (GO): oxidoreductase activity, acting on single donors with incorporation of molecular oxygen, incorporation of two atoms of oxygen; heme binding; peroxidase activity
Source: RefSeq, a predicted model, not a curated record
GCUCGACCAGAGUAACGCGUCUCUGCUUCAACAGCCUCUAGAUAAUAACACUUCUGGAAUGAAUAAACUGGUUUGCUUGGUCCUACUUUCAAGCAUUUGGAUCUUUCCUGGUGAAGGAUACGACCCUUGCUGUGCACAGCCUUGUCAAAACCAGGGCGUGUGUUUAUCCAAGGGAGCUGAUGCUUAUGAAUGUGACUGCACCAGGACAGGAUAUUAUGAUGAAAACUGCACUACUCCUGAGCUUCUCACACGUAUCAAAUUAGCUCUGAAACCAAGGCCAAAUGUAGUGCAUCAUAUUUUAACACAUUAUAAAUCAAUGUGGGAUAUCAUCAACAGCAUCUCUUACCUGAGGGAUGCUAUAAUGCGCUAUAUCCUGUUGUCAAGGUCCCAUUUGGUUGAAAGUCCACCGACGUACAAUACUGAUUAUGGCUACAAAAGCUGGGAAGCGUACUCUAAUCUCUCCUAUUACACCCGCACUCUUGCCCCGUUACCCCAAAACUGCCCAACGCCUGAUCUCCCAAAUGCCAAGCAGGUGGUGGAGAAGGUGCUAUUGAGGAAGCAGUUCAUCCCUGAUCCACAGAGGAGCAGUCUCAUGUUUACUUUCUUCGCCCAGCAUUUCUCUCACCAGUUCUUCAAGUCGGACUUUAAAAAGGGACCAGCCUUCACCAAAGCCCUGGGUCAUGGAGUGGAUCUGGGGCACAUUUAUGGAGAGACGCUGGAGGUUCAACACAAACUUCGUCUGUUUAAAGAUGGAAAGCUUAAAUAUCAGGUUGUGGAUGGUGAGGUGUACCCUCCGCUUGUGAAGGACGUCCAGGUGGAGAUGCACUACCCUCCUCAUAUCCCGGAAGAGCAGAAAUUUGCUGUAGGCCAUGAGGCCUUUGGGCUGGUUCCAGGUUUGAUGAUGUAUGCUACCAUUUGGCUCCGUGAGCACAACCGUGUCUGUGACAUCAUGAAGCAAGAACAUCCCGACUGGGAUGAUGAGAGAAUCUUCCAAACCACUCGUCUCAUCCUGAUUGGUGAGACCAUCAAAAUCGUGAUCGAGGACUAUGUUCAGCACUUGAGUGGAUACAACUUCAAGCUCAAGUUUGACCCAGAGCUCAUCUUCAGUGAGCGUUUCCAGUACCAGAACCGCAUUGCGGCCGAAUUCAAUACCCUGUAUCACUGGCAUCCACUGUUGCCUGACAACUUUCAGAUCCAGGAUCAAAUCUACGGCUAUCACCAGUUUGUUUUUAACAACUCUAUCGUUACCAAACAUGGCAUCCGCAACAUGGUGGACUCCUUCACCAAACAGACAUCUGGACGGGUGUCUGGUGGACGUAACCUGCCGCCUGCAGUUCAAGGGGUCGCUGUUAAAGUUCUGGAGCAAACCAGAGAGAUGCGCUACCAGUCUUUCAAUGCCUAUAGAAGACGCUUCAACAUGAAGCCCUACUCAUCCUUUGAGGAGAUGACAGGAGACCAAGAUCUGGCAGCCCAGCUGAAGGAGCUGUACGGUCACGUAGACGAGGUCGAGCUGUAUCCUGGCCUUCUUGUGGAGAAACCCAGACCUAACUCUGUGUUUGGGGAGACUAUAGUGGAGAUGGGAGCGCCCUACUCUCUCAAAGGCCUCAUGGGAAAUGCUAUUUGUUCUCCUGAAUACUGGAAGCCCAGCACAUUUGGUGGGAAAGUGGGAUUUGACAUCGUUAACUCGGCUACACUGAAGAAGCUGGUGUGCUUGAAUGUCAGUGGGCCCUGUCCGAUGGUGUCCUUUCAGGUGCCAGAUGUGAAGUUUCAGAGUUCGGAAAACGUGAAUUCAAGUUCGGUGCAUUCCACAGCAAAUAAUAUAAAUCCAACAGUUGUAUUGAACGAGCGGAGUUCAGAGCUAUAAAAGGUCUCAAAAUCUUCAAAAUCCCAGAUACUUGAUAUGGUUUUGUAAUUUAUUUAUUUUUUAUAUAUAUUUAUUUGAAUAAUUUAUUACAGUAGUGUAUUUAUUGAUUGUUUUUUUUUUGUAUUGUGAUCGACGUGAAACUUUGUGUCAUAAAUUCAUGUGAGGUAUUCAACUAAUUGGACAAACACAUUUCAAAUGCCAAUUAACUGUUGCAAAUGAUGUUCAUUUCAUAAAUAAAAACAAAUUAAUAUUUUGCAAAAA